Messenger RNA from Anopheles cruzii, 1006 nucleotides. RefSeq names its product solute carrier organic anion transporter family member 3A1-like. Gene Ontology annotation, biological process: transmembrane transport; sodium-independent organic anion transport. The annotation marks the transcript as partial. Gene Ontology annotation, molecular function: protein binding. The record is from RefSeq and is a predicted model, not a curated record. Gene Ontology annotation, cellular component: membrane. The transcript has 5 exons. Lineage: Eukaryota; Metazoa; Arthropoda; Insecta; Diptera; Culicidae.
AUGUAUAUCGGUGCAAUGUACAGCAUGGCAGCCUUUGGGCCCGUGCUUGGAUUUCUGCUCGGAGCGUAUCUCUUAUCCUUUCACAUGGAUUCGUUUUCCGGAAGUGACAUCAAUAUUGACCCCGAUGAUCGACGGUGGGUUGGUAUGUGGUGGGGCGGUUUCCUAGUGUGUGGAUUGCUGCUCAUCCUUGUGGCGAUACCAUUUUUCUCUUUCCCCAAGGUACUGACACGCGAGAAAAAGAAAAUUCGCAUUGCCGAACAGCGGUUACCGCAAUUGCAGCAGUUAUCGUCGAACAAUUCGAGUAGCUUACCACGGUCCCAACCGAACCUAUCGCAACCGCCAGGGAGUCUGCAGCAGCAGCAACAGCAAAUUGGGCAACAUGGCCAGCACAACCCUAGUACCGGUCCGGCGGCGGCGACAAACAAAUGUAGCGAGGACACCGGAUAUGGCAAAGAUAUAAAAGACAUUCCGCAGUCGAUGUGGCGCCUGGUCACGAAUCCUGUGUACAUCUGCACCUGCCUCGGUGCGUGCAUGGAACUGAUGAUUGUUUCCGGUUUUGUGGUAUUCCUGCCAAAGUACCUGGAAACGCAGUUCAGCUUGGGCAAAAGCCAAGCGAGCGUUUUUACGGGGUCAAUUGCGGUACCCGGCGCUUGUAUCGGAAUCUUCGUCGGUGGCUGCAUCCUGAAACGCUUUCAGCUCAAGCCGAAGGGUGCCGUACAGUUUGUGCUGAUAUCGAAUCUCGUUUGCCUGUCGUGCUAUGGCUUGCUGUUCUUUCUGGGUUGCGAAAAUCUCAAGAUGGCGGGCACAACAAUACCGUACUACAAUAACUCGGCCCAAAGCGUUGAACCGUUCCAGGUUAAUCUGACGGCGGCAUGUAAUUUCGGCUGCGAGUGUCACAUGUACGACGUUGAGCCGGUCUGUGGCAACAACGGACUUACUUACUUCAGUCCGUGCCAUGCCGGUUGUACUGCGUUCUCGUCCAGUUCAAACUACACCAACUGUGCAU